AACCCUCGGACAAGCGAAAGGCAAGUUUGAACAUGCGUCGACGUCGGGGUGACCCGUCCUCGCCGCUGCCAUGGCGCGCGCUCGUCGCCGUGCUGGCGCUGCUGGCGCUGCCCGCGUACGCGCAGGUGACCAUCUUCGCGCGGCCGGGCUUCGUCGGCGAGCGCCGCGACCUGCCGCUCGGCGCCAAGAGCGGCGAGGUGCUGCCGGACUGGAACCAGCCCAUCUCGUCCGUGGCCGUGCAGGGCGGCUACGAGUUUGUGACGUUUGAUGGCCCCCACAGCCAAGGCAACAUGGCCAUCUGGCGCUACAACACGUCCGUCAUGGGCCGCUGGGACCGCAGCGUCGAGUCGUUCCUCGUCCGGACGUCCACCGAGUCGACCGCGCUCUCGGCGGUGACGGCCAACUGGAAGUGCAUGGAGCGCGAGCCGCCGACGGCGCCGACGCUCUUCAUGCGCGUGGCCAUCGUGCCCCAGAGCCACGAGGUCGGGUGCUUCUCGACGGACGCGGUCAACUGCGUUUUCUACAACACGAUGGCCGACUGCGCCGCGCGCAUCACGUCGGUCGCCACGCUCCGCGCCGCGCUCUGUGGCGCGACCCACAUGAGCUUCUGGGGCAGCACGGGCUACGAGCAAAACACGACGUGGUGCUCCGUGGCCAAAGCCAUGUUCAUCCGCAGCGCGACCUCGACCGGCGACGUGCCCGCGUCGUUUCUUUGGCAGUGCUCGCCGAUCAAGAACUCGUGGAUCGCCCUCCGCGUGCUGAGCCCGAACCAAUGCUACUCGACCGACAGCCGCCUCUGCACCCCGUUCGGAACGCUCGACCAGUGCCAGGCCAGCAUCCAGGGCAUGGUCGACUUUGCAAGCGACGAGUUUGUCCUCACGUGUCCCUCGAUCGCCCAGUGCGUCUUGGAUGCCGAGCGACCACGCGAAACGCCGGCCGCGGCAGUCAAUUGGCCGUGGAUCAUUGCCGGCGUCGGUCUCUCGCUGCCGGUUUUUUGCGGCCUCGCGGCGUGGCACAUGCUGCGCAAGAAGCCGCUGCCGACCAACAGUCACAUAUUUGACACCGAGUCGACGCUCUGCUCUAGCUACAACAUGCGCCGCGACGGCGCUCCCGGGUCUGCAGCGCUGCCAACAGCACAAAACCGCAGCGUGUGCUCGAUUCCCGAGUGCCCCAACCAAGUCUACGCCCGGUAUCUCUGCGUUCGCCAUGGCGGCAAGCGCGUCUGCGCCAUCGCCAACUGCUCGUUCUACGCGCGCGGCGGCCGCUUCUGCGGCAAGCACGGCGGCAACGUCUUGAAGCGCUACUGCCUCGUCGACGGCUGCUCCAAGCAAGCACAUGCCAACCAGAAAUGCGUGCGCCACGGCGGCGGCCGCUUUUGCAAAGUCGAUGGCUGCUCGUACCAUUCGCGGGCGGGGGGCUUCUGCCUCAAGCACCAGCCGGCCGAGCCAGCGACAACAACGGAAAUGCUCGAUCAUGCGAUCCUGGACAGCAUCCUCUUCCACGACGCUGCGCCACCAACGACGCAAGCGAGUGCGACCAUCGAUCCGUUCGAGAUGCGCAUCCUCGAAGACCUUCUCAACAUCUAA
Messenger RNA from Saprolegnia parasitica CBS 223.65, 1586 nucleotides. RefSeq lists its product as hypothetical. Lineage: Eukaryota; Oomycota; Saprolegniomycetes; Saprolegniales; Saprolegniaceae. Bases 33 to 1586 code for a protein of 517 amino acids. The record is from RefSeq and is a predicted model, not a curated record. The transcript is spliced from 3 exons.